UUUCACUUUGCUCAUCUCGCCGGCCGAAGGUGGAAUACAUUUACGGAUCGUUCGCGCGCGCCGCACGCCAACAACCGUGACCGGGAAUAUCCGCACAGCGGCACUACAAUCCAUCGGAUCGUUACGAUCGCACACCUCUAUCUUCUCUACCUACCCAGCUGCUUUUACAUCUUCAAUUGCCCGCCAGUCUCAGACAUGGACACUAAACUACUGCUCCUUUGGAUGAUAGCUUGUCAGGUCUUAGCUGCAACUCCCGAAUCCUUCAAUACAUCACCACCACCAUUCGUGACAUCUUUUAGCUGCAUUGGACGUCCAAUGGGUUUUUAUGCAGACAUAGGAACCAAUUGUCGAGGCUAUCAUACGUGCGAUGAUCACGGCAAUCAUUUCAUGAAUUAUUGUCCAGAGGAUACAGCUUUUCGUCAGGAUGCAAUGGUUUGCGAUCACGCAUAUCUUGUCAAUUGUAAAGCCAAUAUUGACAGCGUAAAUCCACCAACAAGAAUAGGUCAAGAUAAUAAUCACGAUGCACCUCCUUUAUCAUUUAUCGAACCCCAUGACAAAGAAACGAAUGUCAAAGGAUUUGCAAGAUCUUUCAGAAUAAAUCCAGAUGCAAAAAGUUCCAGCUCUGCAAAACAUUCUACGUUUGUAUUGAAUUCCAGUGUAUUUUUGAAGGAUAGAUAUGCGUCGAAAGAACAAAAAUUAGCAUCGACUGGGACCCGUGCGCCAGACAACGAGUUUUCUAUGACAACGGUUAUGCAAAAAGAUUAUUCACACAAUCCAUUCCUUGCUACACACUCGAAAACAACUUCUAAUGAAAUAGUAUUGCCAGAUCAAUUAAUUUCAUUAUCACGAGAACUUCAACCACCGAUCAAAAGUUUAACAAUAUCAGAAGAAAGCAGUGAGACUCAUAAUGAAGAUUAUUCAUUUUUAAUACCGCCAGCAGUAAGAGAUGACAAUGUCAAUUUUGCAAAGAAUUCGUUUACAUUGUCAAAACUAGAUGAUAUCGAAAACAGCAACUCUCGCCUAUCCGUCAUGUCGUCCGAAUCUUUCAAUGUUGACAGUAUCAAUAGCUUUGAAAAAGAUUCGAUUGAAACAGUAACCUUCUCUCCUCGAACUACAAUGAUUUUAGAUAUGAUGAAAGCUCAAACUCUUGAUGAAACAUUCGAUUCUGAUUUUUUUAAGCCAUCAAAAUUACUUUUGCCUCCGUUAUUCAAGUCUGAUUUCUCUGCAUCUGCGAGAUCAAAUUUCAAUUUUCGUUCUAACAACUACCCUUAUGUAGAGACUUUGAAAUCUAUUCAAAAUAAUAAAGCUACUACUUACUCAACAACUCAGUCACCUUUGAGAAUACACGUCACGGAUGCUUCAAUUUUUGCCGUACCAACAAAAUCUCUAGCCCCAGCAAAAGAUAUGGAAAAGGAUCCUUAUUAUCCAAAGCUACCAACAUCUACUGAAAUGUAUUAUACAUCACAAUUACAGUCAGACAAAUCUAGAAAACCGCAGUUCACAACUACACGAAGACCAUUUUCGAGCAAUGCUAAAUUUGAAAUCCCUGCUGUUUUGCCAGAUCUUAACAGUUUGGAAGACUUGCUAGAUCGUAGAAAAAUCUUUUUCAUUCCUCAAAUCAAAUCUUAACUUGAAAUUAGUUUAUUAAACACAAUAUACUCUCGAUAGUUGUUUAUUGAAACA
Molecule: messenger RNA, 1683 nt
Organism: Phymastichus coffea
Lineage: Eukaryota; Metazoa; Arthropoda; Insecta; Hymenoptera; Eulophidae
Exons: 3
Coding region: 196-1629 (477 amino acids)
Cellular component (GO): extracellular region
Molecular function (GO): chitin binding
Source: RefSeq, a predicted model, not a curated record